Molecule: messenger RNA, 3087 nt
Organism: Tetrahymena thermophila SB210
Lineage: Eukaryota; Ciliophora; Oligohymenophorea; Hymenostomatida; Tetrahymenidae
Product: transmembrane protein, putative
Exons: 5
Source: RefSeq, a predicted model, not a curated record
CUUUUUUAAUUUACUUUAGAUAAAUAAAAUAGCUAAAUAAUUUAGAGGUAUAAAUAAAUGUAUAAACUCUUUUUGAUAUUCAUCCUAGGAUUGAAGUAUAUGUAUAGCUAAACACUGCAAGAUUGUACUCUUAAAGAUACUUACUAUGAUUUAGCUUCACAAAGUUGUGGUAGCUGUUUAAAUAAUUGCAAAAUAUGCAAUGACUUCACCUCAUGUUAAUAAUGUCAAAAUAAUUAGUAUUAUGUACAAAGCACUGCUUAAUGUGUAGAUUAAUGUCAAAGAAAUCAAUCUUAGGUGAAUUACUUUGGAUUUUGUAUAGAAUGCCAAGUAGAAAACUGUAAAGUUUGCUAAUUUGAUGGUUAAUUAUGCAAAUAAUGCGAAUAAGGAUGGUAGUUAUCAAGUGACUAAAAAAAUUGUUUGAAAAGUGAAUGCCUAAUAAAUGAUUACAGUUUCUACAAUCCUUCCACAGGUCUUUGCACAAUUAAUUGUCCUGGAACUUCAAACUAAAAUGAUAAAACUUGCAUUAGCCUGAAAAAAAUCAGCGAAGUUAAGACUUUAUCAAGUAGAAAUAAAGUUAUUUAAAGAGAUAUCUAAUAUGUAUUCUAUUUUGAUUAGAUAGAUAAAAAGUCAUUCGUUGUUACUCUUGAUGGUAAAAACUCAAUUUUUUACUCUUACCCAGAAUUAAUACCAUUGAAUUAGCUAGCUUUGAAAAACUCUUAUGUGAGAGUAAUAAAAGAUGAUCAAAAUAUUUACUUGAUUUCUAAUAGCAAUGUAUAAAAAAUAGAUAUUCUUCUUUAAUAACUUACAAUUAUUUUUGAGACAAAUGAUUUUAUAUUUGCAUUUUCCUAAAAAUAUUUAUUUUCAAGUUCACCUAAUUUGUUAAAUAUUAGUAUCUUAACCUUUUCAACUGGUUAAAUAUAAACUCAGUUAAUCUAAAAUCAAAUAAGUGUUUAAUUUGAUCCAUAUUUUUUUCAGAUUGCUGACGACAAUUCUACAAACUAGCCUGAUUCACCUUAAGACAAUUAGAAGUUGCCUUAAGUUUAAACUGUAACUGAUAGUUAAGGAUGUAUGCUUAUAUAAAAUAGUACUUAACAGAAAAAUCCAACUUUAUAAAACGUAAAUAUAAUUCAAAGAGACUACUUAUAAGAAAGCUUAGUUAGCUAAUAAGCAAUAGUUAACUCAUUUUAAAAUGCCAAAAGUCCUUUCUUCUAUGAAGAGUUAGAUAAUUAAUUCUUUUUUUUAAUAGAUAAUGUUAACAACACAAAUAUUUAUGAUUUAAAUAAAAAUGUUUUAAUACAAGCCUAACCUUAACAGGUUUUUAAUGAUACUUUAAUUUUAUAAGCAUUUAAUUAUGAUAAAAAGAAGAGAAUUGUAAUAAUUAAACAUGAUACAUUUAAUGGUAUUUUUUAAUCAGCAGUAAUAUGUGCAAAUCUAACAUAAAAUACAACUACUUAAGAAUAUUAUUUUGAAUAUGAUAAGCCUCAUUAUGCCUAAAUUUCGUAUUAAAUGAUUGAAUAUGUCAUUACAGAUGAUCAUAACUAUCUUAUUGUUGCAAGCACAAAAGGAUAUGAAAUAAUAAACAUAAGUCCACAAAAUAGUAUGAUUGAAACUGAAAGUAACUAAAAUUAGAUUUUCUUGUUCUCUAACAUAAUAGGUAGCAGCUAUUUAUUUGGUCACUCUAAGUUUUUAUCAAAAAAGUAAUCUCUUUAUUACUAGAUAGCAAAAGAUAAUAUUUAGAUUUUGUCACUGAACUUUGACAAUAAUGGCUUUUCAUAGAAUAGCUAGUAUUAAAUAAACCUAUAAUCAAUAGAAUAUCCAAAUUUCAACAUAGAUUCUAAUUAGUUUUAAGUUAUUAAUAAUUAAACUUCGAUUUUGUCUUACAAAAAUCAGUUAUUGGUUAUAAAAUCAUCAACUGCAAAUCAGAACCAGGUAAUCUACUUUAGUAGCUUUACAGAUUAAGAUUCGGCAUAUUACAUGAAUGGAAUUUUCAAAAUACUUUACUCUGAAGAAUUCAAUAUUAUGGCAAUAGUUUUUAAUAGUGGAUUUAGAGUUAUUAAAAUAAAUGGACAGAGGUUGUUAAUCGAAAAAAAUUUAAAAUAGCAAAUAAUGAAAGCUGAAUUAGUUGAUUGUUAAUUAGUCAUAGCCUACUAAUACAAUAUUAACAAUUAUAAUUUUGUUAUAAUAAAUUUUAAAAAUAAUUAAAUGUAUUAAUAUUAAAUCUAAGGUGGCAGCAUUUACAUUUCCUUAAUCAAGCAACAAAAUCCUAUUAGAUUAUUUGUUGGAAUUUAUUACAGUGAUUCUAUUUGGAUAUUCUGUAUCUCUUAGAAUCAAACAGACAUUUUCUAAAUAAAUGCUAGCCCUUAGUUUUAAUUAGAUAACUAAGAUGUAAUUAUUUAGGUUUAAAGUGACACUAUUUAUAUCAAUACAAUUGAAUAUUACAUCAUUGUCUAUACUUAUGACUUUGCUAAUUCUUAAUUAAAUCAGAUUGAUAAUAUUUUUACAUAAUAUUUAUUCAGCUUAAUAGAUAACAAUGUUUUGAUUAUAAUAAACUCAUGUUAAAAUAAUUUGAGUUACUCUAUUUUUAACAGGAUUAAAAAAUAAAACUAUUUGCUUAAAACUAUUGCUUUAUAAUCAGAUGAACUUAUUAUGCUUAAAACCAUACAUAAUAUUUAAUAUAAUAAAUUAUUAAUUAUGCCUCCUAUAUAUCAACUAGGAGCCUCAACAAUAACUAUUUUAGAUUUAAAUACUUAUAAUACCCAAAAAAUCAGUUAUAGCAAUAUAAUAUUCUAAAAUGAUGCUUAAUUUAUUACACAGUAAGGAAAUAUAUAUUAAUUAUAUAAUUUUAGUAGUUUAUAAGCUUUGAGCUUUAGUUUACCAGAGCCUACUGUUUUUUCAUUAAAUACAGACUUCAUACAAUUGCAAGGAGCGACAUAUAUCCUCAUAAAAAAUAUAACUAAUGUAAUUUCAUUAUUUAUCAUUCAUUAAUUCUUAUUUUUAAUAAUUUUUUUUUACAUUAAAAAAGCAAUUAUUCUUGUUUAAUAUUUAAAAUAUGCAACUCACAUAACUUUUUUUGAAGUCCUACUCUGA